GGGCGUACAGCUAAACCGGUCAAUCCGGAGCGCCGCGCGGCUCCACGUGACGCGUUGCCGGGCAGCGGGACGCCGCGCAGCGCGGGGCCAUGGCCGCCCGAGGGGGGAAGAAGGAACCGCCGGACGCGGUGCACCUGAACCGGCUGCUGUACGAGCGCGUGCGCAAGGAGCUGCGCUGCCAGCGGCUGCACACCGAGCACAGCAUCAACCCGCUGAGACCCGUUCACGCAGUCACUCAGAAGCCCAUGUCCUGGCACGACAACAUCGAGGAGCCUGCGGAUGGUGAGGGAAAUGACCCCUGCCCUCCGACUGCUGGUGCUGGGGGUGGAUCGGUAGUCUCAUUCUGACACACGGCCCCAGACUGACGUGGACCGCACUGAUCGCAGACUCUUCUUCCCACGCCGGAGAACUGAGAUCACAAUGCACAGUGCUGCCGGGGGGCACCCAAAGAAGCAGUAGGAGAAGCUGCAGUAGUAGAGUGGCAGAGCCACACAGCAUAGAAUGAAAUAGCCAAUGCCUGCUAAUGCGUUAGGCCAGGGUUGUUAUUAGGUAAGGAAUCUGGAUUUUUGGCAAGAGAAGAUUGAAAAAAAAAAAGUGAGGAUAGAAUCCGAAUCUGUCCAGAUUUGCAGCCUUACAGAAAUAAAACUAUUUGUAAGA
Gallus gallus (chicken) is the source of this 657-nucleotide messenger RNA. It is a transcript of the gene CFAP144, whose product is annotated as family with sequence similarity 183 member A. The record is from RefSeq and is marked validated. Gene Ontology annotation, cellular component: ciliary base. Lineage: Eukaryota; Metazoa; Chordata; Aves; Galliformes; Phasianidae. Bases 90 to 347 code for a protein of 85 amino acids. The transcript is spliced from 3 exons.